This is a messenger RNA of Olea europaea var. sylvestris, 789 nucleotides long. Its product is annotated as monothiol glutaredoxin-S2-like. Bases 120 to 428 code for a protein of 102 amino acids. The transcript has a single exon. The record is from RefSeq and is a predicted model, not a curated record. Lineage: Eukaryota; Viridiplantae; Streptophyta; Magnoliopsida; Lamiales; Oleaceae.
AAAUUCUAUAUAAAUGUUCUCAUGCAGCUUCCAUUUUCCUCACAGCAAAACCAAAGUACUCUCCUAGCAAUCCUUACAGCUUCUGUUUUAUCAGAAACCCUUCAAGCCUUGUUGCAUCAAUGGAUAGGGUGAGAAAUAUUGUGUCAGAAAAGCCAGUGGUGAUCUUCAGCAAGAGUUCUUGUUGCAUGAGCCACACCAUUAAGUCUCUCAUCUGCGAUUUUGGCGUAAACCCGGCGGUUUACGAGCUGGAUGAGAUCCCGAGAGGCCGGGAAAUCGAGGCGGCUAUGUCGAGGCUUGGCAACAACCCCACCGUCCCGGCCGUGUUUAUCGGUGGCAAAUUUAUUGGGGGAGCUAAUGAAGUUAUGAGUCUUCAUCUCAAAAGAUUAUUGAAGCCAAAGCUCAUAGAAGCUGGUGCCUUAUGGGUUUAAAGAUUAUUGCACCUUUUAAAAAAAUAAAAAAUAAAAUUUAUCCGGCACUAAUGAUAAUUAAUUAAUGCAUUUUUUUUGCAUUAAUUUAAUGGUAGUAAUAAGAAGUCGGAUUAGAGGGAAGUUUUUGAGAGAAAGUGAGAGGGCAUGCAGUUUUAUCUAACAAUACUAACUAGUGAAUUACUAUGUGUACUUGUUGAGGAGCUUUUUUUGGUGAAGCUGCUUAUGCUUUUGAUUAGUAAUAAACUUCAUGUUUGAGUAAUUAAAUUUUUUAUUCGCAAUUUUAAUAGAACCCGUUCGGCAUGUUGAGUACGUUCAAUCUUCAAUCUAACAAGUAGGAAGAUAACGGCGUGGUCACAAGUAA